AUGUUCUACACCGAAAGACUCAUGCUACGCGCCUUCGAGCCGGAAGCGGACACCAAUCUCUUCACCCAGUGGUUGAACGAUGUCGAGAUCUUGAGCGCAAUCUCCCUCCACCCACCAGUCCCCAGCUCAAAAGCGAGCGUGAAGAAGUUCAUCGAGCAGGUCUCGCAGAAGGAAAGCGCGUCGGGCCUGCCAUUCUUCGUCGUCUGCGAGAAGCCGCCUCCUGAGAACGGUCCAGUGUCCUUGGCCAAGCACGAUGACUACUUUUCAAAGGACGGCACAGCACGGUACCCGACGAUCGGAGUGUUCGUGCUGAGUAGUCAGGACAACAUGCACUUUGCGACAAGGACUGCGCGGUUUGGCAUUGCGCUUGACAAGGAGCAUCACGACCGUGGAUACGGUACAGAGCUCUUGCAAUGGGCACAGGCAUACUGCUUCAAGACUCUCGGUUGCCACAGACUGGAGCUCAACGUCGCCGCCUUCAACAAACGCGCUUUUCAUGUUUACGAGAAGGUCGGCUUUGUGAAGGAAGGAGUGAGGCGUAAACGAUGGUGGAUUGAUGGCCAGUGGGUUGAUGACAUCGAAAUGGCUAUGCUCGAGGAAGAGUGGUUUGCCAAGCAUCAGGAGUGA
This is a messenger RNA of Saxophila tyrrhenica, 627 nucleotides long. RefSeq lists its product as uncharacterized. The record is from RefSeq and is a predicted model, not a curated record. The coding region runs from base 1 to 627 and encodes 208 amino acids. Lineage: Eukaryota; Fungi; Ascomycota; Dothideomycetes; Mycosphaerellales; Extremaceae. Gene Ontology annotation, molecular function: acyltransferase activity, transferring groups other than amino-acyl groups. The transcript has 2 exons.